AUGACACCGGUCUCCAAGCGCAGCAGCAGGUUGCCAACUAAGGAGCGAAGACGGUCCUUCCAGCGGCGUUCACCGACAUCGUCCCCAAGAGAACCGCAAUCAAGUGUUGCUGAUCACGAUGAAGGAGACACCCUACAAUUUAGACCCCCACGGGUAUCCUGCUUCGAAUUUCCAGUUUCGGCACCACAUUCUCAGUUUACACCAUAUCCGCCCGAACGGCCGGCACAACAGAUAUCUGAGCCGAAUGACUCUACUCCAAAAUGUCACCCUGGGCCCGAUGCGAUAUCAUCCCCCUUCAUUGUGACAGACAGGGAGCUACAUACACCGACCUCCGGAUCAGGAGACGCUGUUAUACAUUUAUUUUCUCCGGAAGGAAACGACCUGGAGAUACAACUGAUAAUUGAGCCGGAUGACUUUACUCCGGACCGUCGCCCCGAGAUACCCAAUUCUCCGCCACUGGGCAUUAGCUUAGUCCAGCGCCAGCUUGAGGCCAGUGAAUCUAUGGUGCAGUCGACACCCCAAAGCGACGAAGAAGCUAUAUCUGCUAGACUUGAAAGUUUUACCAUUCCGCAGGUGUCCCAUACUAUCGUUCAGCACUACGAACUUGUAAAAGAGCGCGGUGAGGCAGCAGAUCCUUCGCCCGCUUUCUCUGUUCGCAGUACUAGUCCUCAGGAAGAAGGACUAUUCUCCCAAACACUUCCACCUACAAAAGAGCCCAAAUCUUCACAUGAAGAGGAUGUCCACGAUGCUGAAACAACAGCGAAACCCGCAGAGGCAGGACAAACUCUAUCGGAUAUUGUGCCCCCAACAGGCCAGCCGUUCCAGGUCUGGACUCCACUAAUCGAAGACUUCCCAAAUUCCGCAGGGGAAUCGCGACCCGUGGAGGGAACUGUUAUGCCUGGUAACAACAAUCCGAUCAUUCAUGAGAUGGCCAUAUCUGCUCCGCAUGAAAGGAGCACGUCCUCAACCAACGCCGACGAGGAAGGCACGGGUAAAGCAAAAACGUAUGUCUCAACGAAACCAACAUGUUCUCUAAACCUAGUUUGCUAUCGUUCGGGAGCAGUGGGUUGUAAAAUGGUCCAGGUUCGAGUCGCAAAGGCGUCGCAGUUCAAGGACGACGCCACGUUUCAGAAAGCAGUUACAGAGAACCCGGAGUUGAUAGUGUCCGAUGUGGAGUUCUUCGAGAAGGUGAGAGACGCCUACCGUCAUCAAAUGUGCAAUUUCUGGCGGAGGGUCUUCUUCCUGAAAACCCUCCGUGGGAUGAGACUGCUUUCGUACGUCUCCAACAAUCGGCCGACAGUCGUCGAACUGGACAGUUUUGUCCUGCAAGAAAUCCUCUAUGCCUGCAACCACCCGUCUCAGAUCCACACAGACACCGUCUGGAUCGACUGGGUGUUCCGUCUUCGCGGACCGGACAAGCGGCAUGCACUCGAGUUCGUCGAGGGGUGGAACGGUACGAGGAUCGCAAUUGCCGGAAUGACACCGCUGGUGCUCUCGACCGUGGUCGGACUGACCUGGAGUAUCAAGUCGGGUGACUGGCAGACGGCGUUUACGGUCGCAGGAUUCAUCUUGACAGCAGGGACAUGUAAGUCUCACUCCACUCACACACUCUCCGUGGGGUUCGUGUUCUGA
Fonsecaea multimorphosa CBS 102226 is the source of this 1632-nucleotide messenger RNA. RefSeq lists its product as uncharacterized. NCBI's taxonomy places the organism in Eukaryota, Fungi, Ascomycota, Eurotiomycetes, Chaetothyriales, Herpotrichiellaceae. The transcript is spliced from 2 exons. Bases 1 to 1632 code for a protein of 543 amino acids. The record is from RefSeq and is a predicted model, not a curated record.